Molecule: messenger RNA, 2238 nt
Organism: Talaromyces stipitatus ATCC 10500
Lineage: Eukaryota; Fungi; Ascomycota; Eurotiomycetes; Eurotiales; Trichocomaceae
Product: spindle pole body associated protein SnaD, putative
Exons: 2
Coding region: 1-2238 (745 amino acids)
Source: RefSeq, a predicted model, not a curated record
AUGCCUAUUCACACGUCGCCGUUUCCCACAACCCACGAUACGAUCGGCACGUCAACUUUGAGCUAUCCAGUUCAGGUACCGUCUUCACCUCCGACGCUUCAGCUGCAUCGGGACUCAGACAAUGAUCGUACAAGUCCCAGCGGAGAAAAUAAUCAGCUGACGGCAGCUGGGUCGAAUGGCAUCGCUACGUUGGAUAUUGACAAGCGCCUGUCACAAUACACAAUCGACUGGAACAAGUUUCCUGGAGGGAGUAAAGACAAGAUUGAGGACGUUUUUGAAGACGAGGACCAGGGACCAGAGUUUGGCGGACCCGAAGAUUUCACGUUGAAUUUGGAGAAAUACUUGAACGGGAUGACGUCUCCAGUGGACAGAAAGCACCGUGAGGAUGACCCCGACUCUGAAGAGGAAGUGCUCCCAGACUAUUCACCAUCACCAUCCCCGCGGCCGCGACAUCACCAUAGUCAAGUGGAAGGCGAGGAAAGUGAAUUUGGGCCUCCGGUGGACAUGUCCACGCCUUCGCACUUGAUGCGGAGAAAGAAUUAUGGAUCGGGCAAGGAGGAGACACGCUUGGAAGAUAUAGAAGAGAGCGUCUUUAGUUCGCCUGAGAAAGGGGAUAGCCCUUCCAAGCACGACAAGGAGGGCGGUAUGGAGGAAAGCCGGACGUUUACGACAGUGCUUCGCGAGAUUGAAGAUUUGCACGAGCAGCGACGAGACCGAGACGAGAAGAUUCGAGAGAAUGAGAAGCAGCUGGCAUCUGCUCGCGAAGAAAUUGAGAAUCUCCGGGCCGAACUACAGCUCAAAGAUUCCUUGUUAUCAGAGGCCAAUAACCGGCGGGCCGAGGAAGACGCGCUACGAGAGCAACUCAAAAUACUGAAACAGAAGGCCGACGAGGAGGCUGCUAGUAAUGAGGAUGAUGCAAAAGAGAUCAUGAAGCUGCAAGAGGAACUGAAGGACGCGCGAGAGGAGAUCAGUAAACGAGACGAAGCUUUGGAAGACAGUAAUAGUGAGCUCCAAUUGCGCCAAAAGAAUACAGAGAUUGACGAUCUCAAAGCGCAAAUCGAUGAGAAGGAACUACAAUCUGCAGAUGCUGACGAAGAAUUAGCGGACAUGCAGCGGCAGUAUGAUACUUUGAAAGAUAGGAUCGAGUCUUUGGAGACGCGCAACAGUCCUCUUGAAGAGAAGAACAUCCUACUCGAAAAAGAGUUGGCCAAGGUCAGAUCAGAGGUGGCCCUGCAGAGAAACGCAGUCUUGACUUUGGCGGUUGAUCUGUCUAUUGAGAUCGAAGGCAAGGAUUAUGCCGAGGUCAUUCGCAUUCUCCAACAACAAUUGAAGGAAAUGAAGAAAUCUAGCCAAGAUAAAGGAAAAUCGACCCAAAUAGAAGAAGAGCUUCAAAGCAAGCUAAGUGAAGCGCAAUCCGUCCUUCAACGGUCUGCCACCGAAAAAGAAGUUGCCGAGACAGAAUGGAAACGAUCGAAAGACCUGCUUGCUGAAACCCGCAGUCUCAUUACAACAAUUGAAGGAGAAAACAUUCGUCUGAUAGCUCGGAUACAAGAACUGAACUCCAACCUCACCAAAGCGCGUGAAGAAAUAGAUCGUCUGAAAGAACAACAUCGACACGAACUAGCAUCCAUCAACAGCGUUCGCCAGCUACCAGUCCAAGCCAGCAUCACUAGUUCAGAAACACAAGCCCUACGUGAAGCGCACCAACUCGAAAUCCAAAACUUGCGCGAAAUCAACAACAAUUCCAUCAACGACCUCCGCACAUCCUACAACGACAGCAUCCAACACCUUCGCAGCAUGCUCUCAACCUCGGAAAAGCGUGCAACCGAGCUGCACAACCAACUAUCAACAUCUCAAUCGACGAUAUCCACGCAAUCCAAUGAAAUCGCAGCCCUCAAAUCCAAAGUGCAGCAAUUACAAUCCACUUUGUCCUUGAAAGAAGAAACAUCCGCUGAAAUGGAUAAGAUGCUUGCCAAGUCUAUUGAAAAGCGUGAACGGGAAUGGGAGCGGAGGACGGAGUUGUUGCUUCGCGAGAGGGAUAAGAUGGGUAAAGCGUUGAUGUGGGCAUGGGGUGAGAAAGAGGUUGGUAAGACUUCUUCUGAUCGUGCCGAUCGUGCGAAGAAGCCUGAGGGGUCUGCUUCUGCAGCAGCAGCGACUGGAGACAUGUCUGCUACAGAGGAGAAGAGUACCGGUAACCCUCGACAGGGGUAUCGGUACAAGUACGUUGUGCGAUUAUAA